This is a messenger RNA of Sardina pilchardus (European sardine), 3836 nucleotides long. Its product is annotated as protein AF-10-like. The transcript has 11 exons. NCBI's taxonomy places the organism in Eukaryota, Metazoa, Chordata, Actinopteri, Clupeiformes, Clupeidae. The record is from RefSeq and is a predicted model, not a curated record. Bases 277 to 1728 code for a protein of 483 amino acids.
GCCGAGGCCUGAAGAUGGCCGCCCUGGCAGAGUGGACGGAGCGGAGAGGAGGAACGGGUGUCCAGUGCUGAGUGCCUUCCCCAGCGGUGAUGUAACAGGUUCGGUGUCGGGCGGUUCGGAGCUGCCACCUCAGCAGCAGCAGCAGCAGCAGCAGGUCAACGCCUCUCUAGCGCCACCUGCCCCCUUCAGCUCCACGCCUGCUACUGCAACCAGCACUGCCAACACACACCCCAAUCCGUUAGCUGGCCCCUCCUUCAGCCUGGCCCCACCCCUCACAUGUUCGGGAACCGCCUGAACCCCAACUCCACCAUGGCAGCCCUCAUCGCGCAGUCUGAGAGCACAGAGCCGGAGCUGGGAGAUGGCACUCACGGCUUCCCCAGAAGAGGAGCGUCACCCAAAGCAACCCUCUCCCCACGGUCUCCUCCGGUAAGCGGGCUGCAUAUCCGCUAUGACCCGUCGUCAGGCUCGUUGGGUGCAGGGCCGGCUGACUCAGUGCUGCCCCCAGUGGCUACCAGUCUGCAGCAGCUGCUGGAGCGGCAGUGGAGCGAUGGACAGCAGUUCCUACUACAGCACGGGGCUCAGGGAGAUGUGGUGGGGAUGCUGAAGUCGCUGCACCAGUUGCAGCAGGAGAACCGGCGUCUGGAGGAGCAGAUCAAGAGCUUGACGAUGAGGAAGGAGCGUCUGCAGCUGCUCAGCGCCCAGCUGGCCGUGCCCUUCACCUCCAGCAGCACCGGCGCCUCGCCACACACACACACACACACACACACACACCCCAACCACGCACACGCAGAUCUGCUGAGCGGCAGCAGGAGCAUUCAGUUGGGAGGAGGUGUUCUUACAGAUCCCACCCACACUUCUCAGGACUCUCUCCCCGGUGGCCAUGGUAACAGCAGCAGUGGGGGCAGCACGUCGUCGCUCUCCACGCCCCCGUCUGUGUCCCACAGCCCCCCCCAGCCGCAGGUCAACGGCGCCAUGGUGCCCCCCUCGGCGGGCAUGCUGGGGGUUGGCAUGGGGACGGGCGCGGGGGUGCCGGUGGGUCUGAUGGGCGCGCUGCAGGGCGGAGGGGGCGGCGGCAUCAUGAGCGGCAUCGUGGGCGCCCUCAACGGCGUCAUCCACGCCUCACCCGCCCUCGGCCAGACCGCCAGCCCCCUCCAGCAGCACGCCAACGCCAACGCCGCCUCCGUCGUCACCAGCGGAGCCGUGCCCAUCAGCAGCAGUGUCGCACGUCAGGGCCAGAUCACUGAGCAGCAGAGGCAGUUCCUUCUACAGCAGCAGCAGCAGAUCCAACAUCUCCUCACCUCACCACAGACCACUCAGCAGCAGCAGCAAGCCCUGCUCUAUCAGAUCAUGCAGCAGCAGCAUCAGCACCAGCAGCAUCAACAACAUCAACAACACCAACAGCAUCAACAACAUCAACAGCAUCAACAUCAACAACAUCAACAACAUCAGCACCAGCAUCAGCAUCACCAGCAGCAUCAGCAUCAUCAGGACCUCCAGCAGAUGCAGCAGCAGCAGCUCUCCUCUUCCUCCUCCUCCUCCUCCUCCUCCAUUCAGCUGCACCCCCUCGGAGGCCUGCUGCCCUCCGCAACCUCCGCCCAGGGGUCCCCCCUCUCCUCCAACCCCUUCCUGGCCAUGCACUCCGACCCUGCUGCAGCGGCCGCCUCCGCGCAGAAGAACGCCAGGUUAUCAGAGAAGGCGGUGGCGGUGUCGGGGCAGGAGAAGACUUGACGUGCAUGGGCUGUGUUCUGCCUGUAGGACAGCACUCACCACACCAACCUCUCUCUCUCUCAGGGGCCUCGCCGGAUCCGCACAGAACCAAGACGGACUAUAUCCUCAUCAAACCCCACACCACCCUCACCGCACCCCACACCACCCCACCGCACCCCACACCCCACACCACCCUCACCAAACCCCACACCACCCUCACUGUACACCACACCACCCUUACCCCACACCACACCACCCUCACCGCACAGACUUCAGCUGCACAAAAACACACCACCCCACCCCACCCUCUCCCACAACACACCACCCUCUCCCACAACACACCACCCCACCACCAGGCGUUCCAUGCGACGCCAACACGCUCAUGGCACACGCUGGAGAUAACAGCACUGGACUGGGCGUUGGAGAUAACAGCACUGGACUGGGCGUUGGAGUCGCUCGCUUCGGGGGAAAAAAACUGGGUCUGGAUGCCGGAGAGAAGCAGACUGGCUGAACGCUCGCGCUGCGCUGCGGACACAGGAAGUGACACGGGUCCAGGGAGGGUGGUGCUAGGGCUGCUAUUGGCUGGAGACGGUGCUGGUGGGGAGGGGCCAUCAGGUCACACUUCUGGUCGUGGGAUCAAUCGUACUGUUCUCUCGUUUCUUCUCUCUUCUCCUUUUUCCCGUUUUAAUUGUGUUCUUUUUUUUUUAUUAUUUCGAAAAGAACCUCUGACCACUGUUACCUCUCAGAGCCUGUCCUUUAACGCAGAGUUUUAACGAGCAUAGAGAAGCUGUAAUGUAAUACUAAUAUAUGCGGACGACACUUGGACUCCCGGUGAUGGUGAUGGUGAUGAUGGGGAAGCGCUGUUGUUGUUGAUGAUGUUGUUGUUGUUGUUGUUGUUGUUUUGUGGACGUGGGAAUCCUGAAGUGACCUUUCACGCGACUGCCUUCUGCCCGACCCCCGCUCGUCUCCAGCCACUCGAGGCAUUCCAAAGCUCCCUGACCUCUGACCUGCUGUGCCGCGCCGCAACGCAACUCUCCCUCUCGGAGCACCUACCUCUCUCUCUUUAUCUCUCUCUCGCGCGCUCCCACACACACACACACACGCAUACCUGGACCAGCAGCUACGAACCCAAACCCAAGUGCCUGGCGACCUCCACCUACACACCCCUACCCCCCCCAGCGUGACCAGUAGGCAGCAUAAACUAGGAACUUUUUGUCUGCUACCGUACUGAUUCACUCACUCACUCACUCACUCGUUCACUCUCUCACUCUCUCUCAGACUCCUCGUGUUUGAUUAUUAAUGAGUUGCUUAAAGAACUGUCCACUCUGACUACUUUGCAAAGCUAUUGUUUUGAUGUUUUGAGAUGCUACCCAGAAUAUCUGUGCUGCGAUUGAAAUAACAACUUUAUAUUGUCCUCCUUAUUUAUUUGCAAUUUGUUUUGCAUACAUCAGGCACAAGAAUACUAUAUUUUAGGAGGUAUCAGUUUGUUCUUCAAGCUUUUUUUAUAGUAUUGUACAAAAUACUUUUGACACUCAAGAACCUUUGGGAUCCUCUUGUAAAAGUUUUGAUUUAAAUAAAUUGUCCUGUAUUAGAAAUAUUGAAAUACUUGACAAUUAAAAAUGGAGGUUCUUAGUCUUGUACAUAGGGUAUUUUUCCUUUGUGUGUAAAGCUUGAGAACACAGCUUGCAAUCAUGGACAAGCUGUUGAAAGAUUUAGCUAGCCUAGUUUUACCUCGUUUUUGUACAUAUGUGUUGGUAUUCACCUAGUUGGUGUGAAGGAUUGUCAAUACAGAGUCAGUUCAUGUUUGUGUGUUUGAAAUAUGUCGACCAACAACAGGACCAGUGACUGGAAAGUGUUAAUUUAUUUUUUAUAUGUGCAGAGACAUUUUUUUUUAUGUUUUGCACCUUUUUCUCAAUGUCAUUUUAUAGAUCACCAUGGCCCUCGUAUUUCCAUACCAUCCUCAAUUUUGUACCGCAAAAUAUGCAAAUUCUCUUUUGUAUGUCUGAGCACCAAGAGAACAUUAUAGGUCCUAACUCUUUACUGAGAAAAAAGCAGAACAUCUUGAUAUGGUUGUGUACAUUGACUGUUUUAUUGAAUUAAAAUCAGUUCACAGCGUGUGUUGAAGUCCA